AUGUUUUCCAAGGACAUUCCUCAGCACAGGAGUUCACCAACAGCCAGACAGCAGUGGGCUCGGGUGGUGGGCUCCUGUCUGUUAUGGAAACGGCUGGAGACAGUGGAGGGGGUUGGAGGGGUCCAGGGGGUUCUGCCGAUGGCGAAGUGUGAGGGAUCAGAAAGUGCGGACAGAGCUGGGGGGGCGCUGACUGAUGGAAGUGAAGCAGGAUUAUAUGGACACACUAGUCUGAGAGGAGGCGAUGGCGUUGGCCUCGUGAAUGUGGGGCUCCCGUCACGCCUCACGUCACGGAGUAUCUCGCUGGGGUCCGGCACUGAAGAGGGGAGCGAGACCGACCUUUGUUCUAGAAGAGGAGAAGUAGGGGAGAAUAGAUGA
This is a messenger RNA of Knipowitschia caucasica, 375 nucleotides long. The record is from the annotation of a GenBank genome assembly. Lineage: Eukaryota; Metazoa; Chordata; Actinopteri; Gobiiformes; Gobiidae.